AUGACUCGAGUCAAGCUGGAAAAACCAGAAGAAAAGCCAAAGGCUUUCACCAUCAAGUAUAAAAGACCUCGUGGUUCCAGAGCAUGUUUGGUAUGUCGUCUGAGAAAAGUAAGGUGUGAUGCAGAAAUGCAUAUGCCUUGUACAAAUUGCAUCACAUUUGGCUGCGAAUGCACUCUUCCUCAGGCACGUAAGCGAGGAGCUGCGGGAGGUUCUGAUCCUCGUGCCAAAAGACGCACGGAAGAUGAUCAUUAUGGCACACCUUCAACUCCGGGAAAUACAAAUCUGGCCGAUUCUGGGGUACCUUUUUCCAACCUUCCCCAUGCUGGUUCUACGGUUCCAGCUACUUCUGGCGGAUCCCAAGGCUCUAGUACGGUAGCAGAACCCGUUCUCAACAUCUCACAAGUUUCUGUGCCUCCAUCGCUUACUUCUUCCUAUAAAACGAGACCGCUGAUCCACAAAAAAGAGCUCUUAUCGUCGCGUGCUCGAGCGUCGCUCACGUUUUUGGGGCUGUCUUCCAUCGGACCUGUUGCCAAGAAGGUGGGCGAAAACCACGUCCAGCUCACGGCAGACUUGUUCGAUAUUAGAGACGAAUCGGUGGAUUCGGUGGAACUCGAAAUUUUGAAGCUUCGCGGGGCGUUUUUUCUCCCGUCCAAAGAACUCAGUAUCGAUAUCAUCAACUCGUACUUCGAGCACGUCCAUCCCCUCAUGCCUGUGAUCAACAGAACCGAGUUUAUGCGCAAGUUUAUGGACCCCAACGACUCGCCGCUGCUUAUGCUUCUCCAGGCAGUUUUGCUCUGUGGCUGCCGAGUGUCACAAAACCCGCUUUUAUUCGACUCAAACGGCUCCAAUAACUUGGCUUGUCUCACAUUCUUCCGCCGUGCCAAAGCGUUGUACGAAACAAACUACGAAAGUGACCCGGUUUCCCUAAUCCAAACCAUCAUUUUGAUCGGCCUGUACUGGGAAGGUCCCGAAGAUGUCACGAAAAACUCGUUUUACUGGACAAGAGUCGCCGUGGGACUCGCCCAUGGGUUCGGGCUUCAAAGAGACAUUUCGUCGUCCACGUCGCUUUCAAACGUGGAAAAAAAAAUCUGGCGCAGAAUCUGGUGGUGUCUAUUCGAAAAGGACCGUAACGUUGCCAUAGCGUUUGGCCGGCCCUCGGUGAUAGACCUCAACGAUUGUGACGUUCCUAUGCUUACGAUUGAUGACUUUAACGAAGACGAACCAGGAAACCCUUCGCCAUAUCCUGUCAAUGUGACGCAGGCGCUUUACUUUAUCCAUCUCGUGAAACUCGCGGAAAUCACUGGGAUUAUCGUGAAACACCAGUACUCGGUCAAAGCCGAGCUGAACAAGAAAAACAAACUGCCAAUCAUCCAGCACUGUGAUAUGUUAAUGGGUAUCUGGUUCACCAAUCUUCCUCGCGAACUCGAAUUUUCCCUCAAUGACACUUCCACCCAACAUUUCUACAGCUGCCUUCUUAACGCCCAAUACUAUAACCGGUUGUACCUCAUCCACCGCUCCAAUCUUCUCAGAAUGGCAAGACUGAACUCCACCAAUCCUUCCAACUACAAGUAUCCGUCAUGGGGAAUUUCCUUCCAGGCUGCUCGGAUGAUCUCCAUCAUUUCCAAGAUCCUUCUAGACAAGCAGCAGAUUUGCUACAGUCCUGUGAUGUUCGUGUACAUUUUGUUUCUGGCGAUUAUGAUGUUGAUAUAUCAUGUUGACCUGCCCAAUCACUUGAUUUCCAGUGCUGCUUCCGACUCUCUUUUCGUUCUGAGAGCAGUGUUGAAGGAGCUCUCCAAGUACUGGCCCAUUGCUGGCGUGUUGCUGAAGCUUUUCGAAAAAUAUGCCAAUGACAAAAUCAAGCGGGCGCACGUUAUUGAGGUGGGCUCAAAGAUGGCAGAAUACGAGGAAAUGUCGGCGGAAAACAGACAAAAAACCUACUACGAAUAUGACAAUGAUGGCGACCAGAGAGCUUCGGGCGAGAAUAACCACCACGAGCCACUGAACAAUGUUGAAAGUACAGAUAACUACAGUCCCAAUUCGGCGGUUUCUCCUACAGCGCGGCCAAUGGGCGAGCAGCCGUUGGACCAGCUUGUGCACCAGUUGAAGCAAUCGCUGGGAAAGAAGUCCAGCUCGGAACAAUCUCCCACUUCGUCAACACAGUCUUUCCCAGACAUUUCGUUGGUGACGGAAAAUCUUCCUGCGAAUCAAACAUUUUUCGAUAACUUUGAACCUACCCAAUUGUUCCCCGAUAUCAAGCCCAGUCUUCCUCCCAGCCGUGCCCAGUCGCCGCCAACCAUGAAGGAGGAAGCUGAUAUGUACGCAGACACUCCUGGGGUGACGCCCGGUGCACUCAACACAAACUUCGUUGACAGUUCGUUCAUCAAUAUGAACCUUCAAUCCACGGCAGACAAAAACUUUUUGACCGAUGAUAUUGGCCUGUUGUUCAACUUUAAUGACUGA
This is a messenger RNA of Meyerozyma guilliermondii ATCC 6260, 2460 nucleotides long. RefSeq lists its product as uncharacterized. The record is from RefSeq and is a predicted model, not a curated record. Gene Ontology annotation, molecular function: DNA-binding transcription factor activity, RNA polymerase II-specific; zinc ion binding; DNA binding. The transcript has a single exon. Lineage: Eukaryota; Fungi; Ascomycota; Pichiomycetes; Serinales; Debaryomycetaceae. The coding region runs from base 1 to 2460 and encodes 819 amino acids. Gene Ontology annotation, biological process: DNA-templated transcription; regulation of DNA-templated transcription.